AAACUUUCUGACGUCUAUUUGUGUAAUGCGCGUGCUCCGUGACCUGUUUCAGCGUUAGAUGUAGUAGAACUUCACCAACAUUGACACCUUUCACCACUCGAACGCACACCACAGUACCACAGUGUAUCUGCUCGUUACUACCAACAUUAUGCAACUUUGAGCGAUUCCUUCCACCAACGAACCCUCAAUGCCGGCGCAUAUCCAAGUCGAACCGUCUGUAAACACUUACCGCCUCAGUCCUUCAUGAUCGUCGUCGGAACCUUUCACACACUUCAUAUGUUGCUAUGACUGAGCAAGACUUGAGAGACUCUGUAGGCCAUAGUGGCUGCAACAAAACAUGGCAGACGCGCUGGCUCCUGUCGUGACAACAGCGAUAGACUAUGAAGCGGCUCCCGUCGCUGAUCCACCACCCACACACUUUCCAUACCCGACUAGAAAGAGCUCGGAAGGGACUGUCUCUCCGAUCGGGUCGGACUCUACAUUGUACGACGCUCCUAAUGACCAUGCAGACACGAAGGGCUCCAAAGCACUGCGAGAUGGGAUCGCCGCUAGACCCGUGCUGGCCGCCCGAAAGUUCGACACAGAAAUCGCACGCCCAGUGGCACAGAGGUUGCCUCCUCCUACAAGACUGCACGUUUCCACCAUCAACGAGCGAGUUGAUACUGUCCCACGGGAUGCUGUAGGAUCAAGCGAUUCCGAGGGCUGGAGCUCUUCAGACGACGAAUCAUCUGAGCAUUUGCAGAGGCUACAACCGGCUCCACAUGGGCACCAAGACAAUCCCCUGGCAAAAUCCCAUCUCAACCGAGUCCGAACUUCACCAAGACCCUCAAAUCUCCGAGUCGGGAACGAGUUCAUCCAAUCUAGAGGCCGUGUCGCCAAAGACGGCAGACUGAACCUGUCAAUCAAUGAAAAGGCAAAUUCUGGGUACCUGGCGAAAGCCCUGGGUGCUACCAUCAAACGUCAUCUGGGCACCGACCAUUCCCAAGAUGACAAGGAUGCUGAGCAGGCAGCGGCCAAUUUUGUGGAAACGAAGCGUAAUAUGCAGUUUCCAAAAAUGAACAUUGUCAUAAUGGUAAUCGGCAGCCGUGGUGACAUACAGCCGUUCUUGAAGAUCGGCAAGAUUUUGAGGGACAAAUAUCACCAUCGUGUGAGAAUUGCCACGCAUCCCACCUUCAAAAAGUUCAUCGAAGAAGACAUUGGUCUUGAGUUCUUUUCCGUGGGAGGUGAUCCUUCCGAGCUCAUGGCCUUUAUGGUCAAGAAUCCUGGACUUAUUCCAUCUUUGGAAACAGUCAAGGCUGGAGAGAUUGGAAGAAGACGAGAUUCAAUGUACCAAAUGUUCCAGGGCUUUUGGAGGGCCUGCAUCAAUGCGACAGAUGACGAGAUGGACACAGCCAACCUGAAGAUGAUCGGAUCAAAGCCACCGUUUAUUGCGGACGCAAUAAUUGCGAAUCCACCCUCUUUUGCUCACUAUCAUUGUGCUGAGAGACUCUCGAUCCCGCUGCACCUCAUUUUCACAUUUCCUUAUUCGCCUACCCAGGCAUUUCCUCACCCCCUGGCCAACAUCAAGUCUACCAAUGUCGAUCAGAGUUAUGUGAACUUCAUGAGUUAUCCUCUUGUCGACUUGAUGACCUGGCAAGGGCUGGGCGAUCUUGUCAACAGAUUUCGGGUGAAGACGUUGGGUCUGGAACCUGUCUCCACGCUAUGGGCUCCAGGUCAACUUUCUCGUCUUCGAGUACCCGUUACUUACCUAUGGUCGCCAGGCUUGGUUCCGAAACCUGAAGACUGGGGUCCAGAAAUUGACAUUGCCGGGUAUGUCUUCUUGGACCUUGCAUCGUCCUACAAACCACCGGAAGACUUGGCCAAGUUCCUCGAAAAGUCGGACGACGACCGCCCACUCAUAUACAUCGGGUUUGGCUCCAUCUCAGGCAUAGCUGAUCCCACAGCUUUCACCAGGAUGAUCUUCGACGCGGUGGCUAAAGCCAACGUUCGGGCGGUGAUUAGUCGAGGCUGGGGUGGUAUGGGCGACGGGAUGGAGAAAUCUCGCGGGGUGUUCAUGAUUGACAAUGUCCCCCACGAUUGGCUGUUCCCCCAGGUCGACGCCGUUGUCCAUCACGGUGGUGCUGGUACUACCGCGGCAGGACUGAGGUUUGGAAAGCCGACAAUGAUCGUCCCCUUCUUCGGCGAUCAACCAUUCUGGAGUGCUAUGGUGGCAAGGGCUGGCGCUGGCGCAAGGGAAGCCCUUCCACUGAAGAAGCUAGACAGUGUCAAAUUGGCCGAAGGUAUUCGACAAUGCCUGGAGCCUGCUACCAAAGCAAAAGCUCAAGCGAUUGCCAAAAGCAUUGAAUUCGAGGGAGACGGUGCUGAAAAUGCGGUGGAUUCUUUUCACAGAGCGUUGCCCCUGGAUGGUGCUCACUCGAUGCGUUGCAAUAUCUUCCCCAAUCGUGUUGCCGCGUGGAAGGUCAGAAACACUCCUAUCCAACUAUCUGCCCUUGCAGCAGACGCAUUGGUCGAAAAUGGCGAGCUCCUGUGGCAUGAACUUGAGUUGAGCAAAAAUCGUGAAUGGAAUGAUUUUCAAGGACCAGGAGAACCGAUUACUGGGACUGGAGGCGUAGUCGUUCAGGCAUUCCAAGAAGCAUUCCAUGGAGUUGCAGCCAUGCACGAGCAGACCAAAAAAGAUCUCAAACAGUAUGAAAAGCGUAAACGCAAAAAAAAGGGAGGAGGGUCUGCCACGGACGCAGUGAUCCUACCAGGAAAAAUGGUUUACGCGGUACGAGGCGCGUCAGUUGAGCAGCAACGAAAGGAUCACGCCCAGCUCGAAGCGCGCCUCAAACUUCAGGGCCAAGCAGAGCCCGUCAAGGUCCCUUUUUCUUCGUCCAGCUCUGAUGGAUCAAAGCUGAAGCGAGCCACCACAGCAUCAUCUGAACAGGGGCCUUCACCAGCGCUGGUCAUUGCGAAAGAUGUGGGCAAGGGUCUUGGUCAUUCAACGCAGGCGAUUGUCUCCCUGCCAUUGCGAAUGUGGAAUGCGAUGGCCCUUGGAUUCCACAAUGCACCCAGGCUUUACGGCGACAAGACAGUGCGACCUGCCCCUCAGAAACAUAUUGUAGGCUUCCGCACCGGUGUAGCCGCGGCCGGGACCGAAUUUUGGUUCGGAAUAUACGAUGGAGUGACUGGGCUUGUGCGCAUCCCCUGGCUCGAGGUGCAUGACGACGGUAUAUCAGCAUUGCCCAAGGGAGUGGCAAAAGGGGUGGGCGGCGUAGUCCUGAAACCAAUCUCUGGAGUCCUCGGUCUGGGUGCCUACACAUUCAAAGGCGUGCAUCAGGGUAUCCGGCGACGAGUGCUCGACACUGAGAAGACUGACCGAUGGAUUCGUCGGGCUAGAAUAUCUCAAGGACAACGCGAUGCCGCAGCUCUGAAAGGAGACAACAGGACCAUUGGAGAUCGGUCGUAUAAUCCGAGGUCAGAGAUUGUUGACAUGCGCAACCACGCCCAUCGGCAAUGGACGGAGUAUAAGCCCAAGGUGGUUGAAGCCCGCGAAAAGAAGAAACGCACGACUCUAAAGGAUCUGAUGCAUGGUAAGAAGGGCCAUGACUUGAGGCACAAGCAACAAUAAUGAGACAUGCGGGGAUGGGUCGGGCAUUCCCCAGACGAAUCUUCAAAUCGAUCCUCCUACCCUUCGGUUUGUCAUGGAAUUGGGUGUUGGAAUGUACAAUAUGCACCAAUGAGCAGUUGCCGAUAACAAGCGACAGGGGAGCAAGCACACUUUUGGGGACGGCAACGGGAAGCUAUGCAGCGUGACGUUUUUUAACCUGCAAGCCAGGUCGAG
Messenger RNA from Exophiala viscosa, 3823 nucleotides. RefSeq names its product sterol 3beta-glucosyltransferase. NCBI's taxonomy places the organism in Eukaryota, Fungi, Ascomycota, Eurotiomycetes, Chaetothyriales, Herpotrichiellaceae. Gene Ontology annotation, biological process: carbohydrate metabolic process. The transcript has 2 exons. Bases 338 to 3610 code for a protein of 1090 amino acids. Gene Ontology annotation, molecular function: UDP-glycosyltransferase activity; hexosyltransferase activity. The record is from RefSeq and is a predicted model, not a curated record.